UACCCUAUAGGGUUUCCAAGGAGUGGCUGGUGGAUUUGAACUGCUGACCUUUUGGUUAGCAGCCAAACACAUAACCACUGCGCCACCAUUAACAUUAACAUAAUAGCAUGAUUUUAUUUCAUUAUAAUGUUAUUAUUUACUGUUUAUCUAAAUAUCUAAUAUAACAUUAUUUGUUUCAUAUAGUGUUAUUUCAUAACUCCAAUUGACCAAAAUCAAAUUAAGAUAAUACUGAAGAGCUUAGAAACUUGUUUUCAUCUAACUUUGAGUACAGACUAUGUUAACAUUGUAUUCUGCAGUAAUUAAAAUCUUGUGAGACAACUGCAUUUUUGUUACUUGUUUCUCCUCUGUGCUGAGAAGGAUUCCAUAAAAUAUGCCACCUAAAAGAACAGUAAAUGUUCAGUGUAGGAAGUGAGUCUAAUAGUUUAAUUGUUUAGAUAAAUGGAGUCCUAAACACCUGAAAAAUAGAUUGAUUAGUGACUAUAAAUGAUGAACAAAAGGAAAUAGGAAAAUUUGGCCUGGAGGAGUGAAAAGAGAAAUGAUAAAUUUGCAGGUUCAAUAGUAAUUAGCAUGUAUGAUAUGUGAUUUAUUAAGUAUCAUUUGAUAAAUUCUUUAAUUUUUAUUUUACAAAGGAAUAACUUACUGUCUCAAGGAGAGAAGUGUUUAACAAUAAAACAUUUAAAAUGCAUAUAACUUUGUUAGAAAUUAAGUAGAUUUAAUAUUUUCAAUAACUCACUUUCCUAGUUAAUGUUUUUCUUUUAUUAUUUUUAGUGGAAUAAAUCUUCCCUUUGCCUACUUUUGAAACUGGUUUUACUAAAAAGUCAGUUUUUAGUGCUGCUUUGACUUUAGUGUUUGGAGCAGAGUUAUGUCACCUCAAAGCCCCAGUAAAUUUAGAGUGGGAUAUGGAGCGAUUACUUUUUUUUUUUAAUUUUUGGUUUUGCUCUUUUGCUUUUAGCUAGGCAUAUGUUCUGCUUAAUUUAUAUAGGACUCUUUUGUCACCUGAGUUUUAUUCUGACUGAUAGUUAGAUGUUUUUAGUUACUCCUAAUCACAUCAGUAGAAGUAACUUAUCCCUAGUUCUGGCAAUACAUUGCAAAGAGGAAGUGUUACAGUAUCUCACAUAGCCAGAAAUGUUGAAGCCUGAUAAGGCUGUUUAUUUGCCACGUAUGCAUUGCACUGGAUUUAUGCAAACCAACUGUAGUUUGCUUUGUGGUUAACCUGAAGAAAAUGCUAUGGUUUAUUUUUAUCCUUUAUCUUGAAACAAGGGGACAUAAAGUAUUUUUACACCUGGUUUCAAAACUCUCCUGUUUAUUAUUCUGCUUUGAGUUGCUAUUAAUAUUUUUUUCUUACCUGGAUAAGCUCUGGGUUUCAGUUUCAUAUUUAAUUUGAGACAGAGCUGUUCAUGUAUGUGUGGUUUUGCAAAACUCUAAAAGUAGUAGUAUGAAAGAUUUCUAAGCAGUGGUUUAAAUAGUAAGGAACUCUUUACGACCAAAUUAACAUUUGAAUGAUCACUUACAAAGUAUCUUUCAAAAUACAUCAGGGACUGUAAAAAAUAUUACUCUUCUUCAGUUACUUUUAAGUGUUGUUUAUGUGUUAAAUAUAAAACUAUAAAGGAAUAAAAACUAUGCAUAUUCCCAGAAAUCAUGGUUCUUUUGAAAUCGAGACACGAAAAAGUAAUUAGGAAUUUAACACAUAAAAAGAUACAAUGUAAAAGUAAUUUAUGCUGAUAAAUUAUAUGUAAUGUUAAAAUGAAAAAGUAUUGAAUUCAGGAUUUGUAGUUGAAUGUGGAUUUUCAUUAUAUCAAAACAUUUGUUGCAUGGAAUCCUCCCUUCAGAGAAUGAAUAAUUAUAGAAUACUGAAUUUUUCUAAAUACCUGAAGAGUUGCAGUCUUCAGUGCUUUUUGUUUUCUUUAGUCUGCUUUUAAUUUUUUUUUUUUUUUUGCCUCUUUUUGUUGGCCGUGUCUUUAGUGUUCCUGGCUUCUAUUCUGUUUUUCUGCUGCUAAUGUGCUGUGAGUUUGGAAUCCAGAUAAUUGAGUUUAGUGAGAGGCAGUAGGAUAGAGUUGGAUAUGGAAUCGGGAAUAUUUUUGCUGAACUUUAAGAAUUAACAAAGAAUCCUAUGGGCAUACAAGUAGUAAGAAGUCAUACACAAGGUAUAAAAAAUCAGGCUUGUCUUAGAAACUUUGCCAUAGCAAUGCUCAGUGAAUACAAGAGUGUGGGAUAGUAUCUUCAGAUUUCUGAGGGAAAGAAAAUAUGUCUCAGGCAUUUUAUAAAUCAUUCAUAUUGUUCUGCAAGUAUAAGGGAAGAGAGAGCUAACCAAGGAAUACCAGAAAAAUACAAUACCCUUGGCCCCUCUGUAUAAACAAACAAACAUAAACUAGCUGAGGACAGAGUUCAGGCAACCAAGAGAUGAAUCAGAAUAAAAACUUCAGAAUGUAGUAGCCAUAGAAAAGUUGUGUACGUUGACUUCAUUUUAAGUAGAGUACUGACACUAGCAACUGUGGGAAUUAUGUACAGACCAGAAUGCAAAUGUUAUAAACCUUGAUACUGUAAAAAUGCAGGCUGUCCUCACUUUGCACAGUAGUGCAGGACUGUAAAAAUGAUUAUGCAAGCUGAAAUUGUGCAAAGUGGUAAUGGUGAUCAAUGGGGAGAAUGACAGUUGUCCUGUGACCUUUAAAUAAUCUUUGUCAAAACAUUAAAAACACACUUGCUGUUACUUAUAAAUGUAUAGGGAAAUGAAAAAAAUAGUAAAACUAGUAUUUAGAACAUUAUAAUUCAAAAUAUUAGAAACCUUGAGAAAUUUUUUCUUUGUAAAAAACUUGUCAAGACUGGUUUGAACAGUGCUUGCCUUUUUCUCAUUGUUGUAAAAUAUGUAGUGGAUAUCUUUUCUAUGCCUUGGUGAAUGAAUUGCCAUACCCCUUUCUAACUUUGGAUCUGCUUCCAACAUUUGAUUCUCUGUACCUUUGAAUGUCAUGAAAUAUCUCUGAAAAUUCCUUUGACGACAAGAUUUUUCGGGGCAUCAUUUCUUCUGGGAAGUCGUCAUGCUUUACGUCACCACCACUUUGCUCGUUUAUGUCAAUAAUUUAGCCGUCACUAAGCUCCUUUGGCUGCAUAGCUUCUAGUGUUACCAUUUUUUGUUUCUUUGCUGCAGUUUUUUUUUGUUAGCUAAUUUCCUCGUUCAGUUAUCCGUACGUCAAAGUAUCACCUAAGUUUAUCACUGGGAGACAGAGAGGCAACACAACUGCGUGCUAUGCUGUCAGGGUGUGAACUGAAUCACAGAUGCAGAGCGAUCAAUCACCAGUACUUUGAAAGAAGCUAUAUGACUGGUCACCAGUCAUGAUAAGCAUUUGUUAUUUACUUAAUGAUUUGUGAACUGAAGUGCGAGCCCCAGAGUUUGUACUUUAUGCAAUUUGUUGUUGGUUGCCGUCAAGUUGACUCACUCAUGGUGACCUCACGUAUAACAGAAUGAAAUGGCGCCAGGUCGUAUGCCAUCCUCGUGACUGAUGGUAUGUUUGAAUUCAUUUUUGUGGCUCUUGUGUCAGUCCAUCUCAGGAGGGUUUCCCUCGUUUUCACGGACUCCCUACUUUACCAAACAUUGUGUUCUUUUCUAGCAGUUGGUCUUUCCUAACGGACGUAAGUGACGAGAGUAAGCGAGCUGAAGUCUCGCCAUCUUCACUUCUAAGGAGCAUUCUAGUUGUGUUUCAAGACUGAUCUGUUACAGUUAAUAUACCAUGGUAACUGAAAUUUGGACCGUGUUGUUGCGGGACUGUUAUUAUCUAACUAAAUUGUGGUCUUAGAAACUCAUGCAGAGUGAAACCAUGCAAAGUGAAAACUGCUGUAAUAGUAUAACUGAAAAUAUCCUAAUUGAACGGGAAAAAGUAUGAGUGUGUUAAUCUUAUUAUUAUGGCAGGGAGGCAGUAAACGUUGUUUAAAGUUGAAAUAUCUAAUUAACACAAUGAUUCUAACCUCUAAAUGUUUCUCAUAACUAAUAUUAGAGGAAUUUUUAAGGACUCUUCCCCUGGUGAAGAAAAUACAAAGUUCAGCAGGUCUUUCUGUUCUUAUUUGUUUCUUACCUUUUCUGUUAAGACCAGGGACCAGGAGGUGGAGAUGUUCCAGCCCAGCUUCACUGAAGCAAGCACCCAACUUUAAGGAGCCAAGUUCCUGGUAUUCAGGGCCAGCAGCAUCAACUCCAAUACCCUUUGGGUAUUACCACAACUCCCACUAAACCUGCCUUUAUUCCUUAUACCCAUGUUGUUCUUAGUGCAGCUUCAUCUCCUACACUCCACUGCUCACUUUUGGAACAUGCUUACCCAGCUGAUGAACUCAUGCCCUUAACCUGCAGAGGUCGAGUUCGAGGCCAGGAGCCAAGUCGGGGUGACGUUGAUGAUGCCUUGGGAAAAUUUUCUCUGACACUGAUUGAUUCAUUGGACACUCUUGUGGUAUUAAAUAAAACUAAAGAAUUUGAAGAUGCGGUGAAAAAAGUUUUAAGAGAUGUUAAUUUAGAUAAUGAUGUAGUUGUAUCAGUCUUUGAAACAAACAUCAGAGUUCUUGGGGGUCUUUUGGGUGGACAUUCAUUGGCAAUCAUGCUGAAAGAAAAAGGCGAGUACAUGCAGUGGUACAAUGAUGAACUUCUCCAAAUGGCAAAGCAAUUGGGUUACAAACUUUUACCAGCUUUUAAUACUACCAGUGGCCUUCCUUAUCCAAGAAUUAAUUUAAAAUUUGGAAUCCGAAAGCCGGAAGCUCGGACAGGAACUGAGACAGAUACCUGUACAGCUUGUGCAGGUACCUUGAUCCUUGAGUUUGCUGCUUUAAGUCGAUUCACAGGAGCAACAAUAUUUGAGGAAUAUGCAAGGAAAGCUCUUGAUUUUCUCUGGGAAAAAAGACAGCGAAGUAGUAAUUUAGUGGGUGUGACUAUUAACAUUCAUACUGGAGAUUGGGUACGCAAAGAUAGUGGAGUUGGAGCAGGGAUUGAUUCAUAUUAUGAAUAUCUAUUGAAAGCCUAUGUCUUGCUUGGAGAUGACAGUUUUCUGGAAAGAUUUAAUACACACUAUGAUGCCAUAAUGAGGUACAUUAGCCAGCCACCUCUUCUACUGGAUGUGCAUAUCCACAAACCAAUGCUGAAUGCUCGGACUUGGAUGGAUGCUUUGCUUGCCUUUUUUCCAGGCUUACAGGUUUUAAAGGGGGAUAUUAGACCUGCUAUUGAAACUCAUGAAAUGUUGUAUCAGGUGAUUAAAAAACACAAUUUUCUACCAGAGGCGUUUACAACAGAUUUCCGGGUACACUGGGCUCAACAUCCUUUAAGGCCUGAAUUUGCAGAAAGUACCUACUUCUUAUAUAAAGCUACAGGAGAUCCUUACUACCUUGAAGUAGGGAAAACACUUAUUGACAAUUUAAAUAAAUAUGCUAGAGUGCCUUGUGGAUUUGCUGCCAUGAAGGAUGUUCGUACUGGAAGUCAUGAGGACAGAAUGGAUUCUUUCUUCUUGGCUGAAAUGUUUAAAUAUCUUUACCUAUUAUUUGCGGAUAAAGAAGACAUUAUUUUUGACAUAGAAGAUUACAUCUUUACAACAGAAGCUCAUCUGUUACCUCUUUGGCUCUCUACUACAAAUCAAAGCAUCUCUAAGAAGAACACAACUUCAGAAUAUACAGAACUGGAUGACAGUAAUUUUGAUUGGACUUGUCCAAAUACUCAGAUUCUCUUCCCUAAUGACCCAUUGUAUGCUCAGAGCAUUCGUGAACCCUUGAAAAAUGUGGUGGAUAAGAGCUGUCCUAGAGGCAUCAUCAGAGUCAGAGAGGAGAGUUUUAGGAGUGGAGCUAAACCCCCUCUGAGAGCCAGAGAUUUCAUGGCCACUAACCCUGAGCAUUUAGAAAUCCUGAAGAAGAUGGGGGUGAGUUUGAUUCACCUCAAAGAUGGGAGAGUCCAAUUGGUCCAACACGCAAUCCAAGCUGCAAGUUCAAUUGAUGCAGAAGAUGGGUUGAGGUUCAUGCAGGAGAUGAUUGAAUUGUCAAGUCAGCAACAAAAAGAACAGCAGCUACCUCCACGAGCUGUACAGAUUGUUUCCCACCCGUUUUUUGGCAGGGUAGUAUUGACUGCUGGGCCAGCUCAGUUUGGGCUGGAUCUGUCGAAACAUAAAGAGACAAGAGGAUUUGUUGCAAGCAGUAAACCAUACAAUGGUUGUUCAGAACUUACUAACCCCGAGGCAGUGGUGGGAAAAAUUGCUCUGAUACAAAGAGGACAGUGCAUGUUUGCAGAAAAGGCACGCAACAUCCAGAAUGCUGGAGCCAUUGGUGGCAUUGUUAUUGAUGACAAUGAGGGGAGCAGCAGUGAUACUGCCCCUCUGUUCCAGAUGGCAGGGGAUGGAAAGGACACAGAUGACAUCAAGAUCCCCAUGCUCUUCUUAUUCAGCAAAGAAGGAAGUAUCAUACUGGAUGCCAUCCGGGAAUAUGAGGAGGUAGAAGUACUCCUUUCUGAUAAAGCUAAAGAUCGAGAUCCUGAAAUGGAAGGUGAAGAACAGCCAUCCUCUGAAAAUGAGUCUCAGAAUCAGAGUGCUGAACAGGUUACAUCAAGUUCUCAGGAGGUUGAUUUGGUUGAUCCAGAGUCUCCUGAGGAGAGUUCUCUAAACUCUCACCCAGAAUCAUCAGAAUCAUUAUCUCCAGCAGAGAUGGACAGUGCUGCAGGCAUUUCCCCUUCUGAACAGAAUUCUAAUCCCACAGAAAGCCAUGAGACUACAAGUCUGGAUGAUGAAUGUACAGAUUUAGAUAACCAACCUCAAGAACAAUCAGAAACUGAGGAAGAUUCCAAUCCUAAUGUUAGCUGGGGUAAAAAGGUCCAGCCUAUAGACUCCAUAUUAGCAGACUGGAAUGAAGAUAUAGAAGCAUUUGAAAUGAUGGAGAAGGAUGAACUAUGACUCACUAAGGAAUCUGGUGGUAGGUAUUUAAAAAGAAAAGGUAAACUGUGGUUAAUAGACACCCUAAUACUAAGCAGGCUGUCUAGUGGGAGGCGUUAAGUAUGGUGAUGAGCAACCACGUUCUGACUGGGAUAGUUAUUAUAGGAAUCAGAGCAUGUUGUGUUAGAAUUGGCCUUGUUUAAAACUGCCCCAUCGAAAAUGGAAACUCAUAGUUCCUCCCUCAAACGGCAGCAUUGCACUGUCCUGCAACACCUCAGGCUAGGGAAAGAUUACUGGGCGUUUCUGGGAACCAGAUUGCUGCAGUCUCUGGAUAGACAAAAACCAAAUUUGGUUAAUAGUGGAGUGGGGAAUAGGAAUUUGUAUAGCUUUCUAAUUAAAGGAAGCUUGGCUUUCUUGGUUUUAGGGUUAGAAGCUCUUUUGGGAAGAGACAUGAGCAUUGUUGGCAUUCUGGUUAUGCUGCCUUCACAAAAACACUCAAGUGACUUAAGUGGUUAUGAAGCAAAUGCGUUCAUGGUGAGAACAGUCUUUGCUCAUCACUUUCUUGCUUCAUUCAGUGACAAGUAAUCAAGGUGACUUGAUUUUUUUCCCCCCGUCUUAACAGUGUCCUUUUUAUUUAAACCAAAGGUGAAGCCAAUGUACUUUCUCUGUGUGCUCUCUGCAUAAAGACUAAUCAGUGGGACCAGGUAAAAAAGUCAGAUAAUAUAUUGUGGAAAUUGGUUACUUAAUGCUUUGGAAAAAUUGGAGCUAGGGAGAAAUUAUAAUGUUGCAGUAUGAACUUCCCAUUGGGAAAGGUAUGACUACUCUGAAAUGGAAUUUAGCGUUAUAUCCUUGUAGGGUAGAUUAUAAAUCUUUUCCAAUUCAUUUCUCUUAGAGGUGGUUACCUCUAGCCAUAGCCUUAUUCCAUCCCAUGUUUAGUAUGCAAUUUGAGCCACAAGGCCUGUGUUGCCAACAGCUGAAUACAUUUUGUUCCAUUUUUCUAUCUUAUGGAGCCAUGAUGAAACUGUGGUAGUGAUCUAAAAAUCCUGGAAUAACUACUCGUUUUUGUUUUUUUUUUUUUGAAACUUUGGUUUCUAAAGUUGCACCUAAGGAAUCUGUCACAUUUUCUGUUGAAUCAUGCUUUUUAGGUUUGCUUUUUUUUUUCCUUCUGAUAUGGACCUGAAUUAGCCUAUGGUGACUUGUGUAAAAGAAACCUACACAGUAGUAAUUAACAUAUAGCUUAAUGAGAAUUUUUUCUUUCUUUUUUUUAAAUUUAAAAAUUUUUUUGUGGCAAUCUGGUGCUGGCCACAUUUAAGCUUUAAAAUGUUGUUGUUAAUAUCUGUAGACGAACCUGUAGUUGAAAUCAUGGCUUUACCCAUUUUAUUUAUUUGUUUAAACUUACCUGAAUCAGUUCUAAAGGAAUAUUUGAGACUUAGUUUCCUUUUUAUUUCCCAUUACAUUACACAGUAACCUUUCCUAACACAGUUUUGAGGUACUGAUGAACUUAAACUGUAUAUCGAGCUGUUAAAAGAACAGCAGUGCUGUAUUGUAGUUAUGUAUAUUCAUGUACAGUGUGUCUUAGGUCCCAGGUAAACUAAUUCUUUUAUAAGGGGUUAAAUAGCUGUUUUCGAGAAUUCCAGCUAAGCAUAAAUUGGGUCCGUGAGUAAUAAAUCUAAUAGAGAAUUCACUUUGGGGGAAAAAAAGAGUAGACGUAUACAAGAUCUUUAUUGGCCCUUAAUUAAACCUGACACCAAAAUGGAUUAUUUUUAGUCUCUUUGCAUGUGAAAUUUGGUGUAAGAAGAUAGAACUAUAAUAAAUACAGUAUAAAGAAGGAUAGACAUAGUGCUUUGUUCGUCUUAAUUGCAAAGCUGCCAAAAUAGUGGAAGCUUAAUUAGUUGACUUGCCUUGAUUUAUAUGACUGGGGCUUGGCGAAAAGGAGCAGAUGUUCCUUUAAGACUUUGAUUACAGAAGCCUUAUAUUCAUUGCUUUGGUUUUUGUAUUUGCAGCUCAAAGCCAUUGUUGUCUAAAUCUAACUUUUCUAAGUUACCAAAACAGCAUUUUUUCCCAGCAAGGAGAACUUAAUGGCAUGAAGGAUCUUGUGACACAGAAGCCAGUUUACUGCCACACUCCCUUCUUCUGGCCAUUAGGGGGAGUUGUUGCCUUUCAUUGAGGUCUAGAAGCAAAUUGUUCACUUCUGUAGAAAAGUUAAUUCUUUCAGAAAAAAGAAAAAAUUAACAUAUUAUACUUAAUACCCAGAAGGAAUCAUACUUGAUUUUUCUCUAGUUAAGAAAUGAAGGUGUAAUGUUCAACUUCAAAACCCCAGCACUGUAACUGAUUCUACAUUCAUUUACUUGACAUACUGCCAUGAAGUAGUUUUUGAGUUCAUUAAAAAAUUCCAACAGCAUUAGUUUUUUUUGUUUUUUUUUAAUGUUUUAUUUUUAAAUACCUUUUUAGACAUUUUAUUUGCUUCCUAAAGAUUCAGGGGUUUCUAUGAGACCCUGAAUUUAGAAACAUCUGGUCUACCUCAGUUAAAUGUUAACUUCUUAAAGAUUGAGCUGAAGUGAUCACCACAGCCAUAAAAUGGUUUGACUAAGAAGGAUUUAUAUAAUGUUUACAAACUUGGAAUCAAGUAAGGAUUUUAUCCGAAAGUUAAAAGUUCGAUAUUAGAGCAAGUAUUUAAUUCAGGUAUUUUCAAGUUUUGAAACUUAACUUGUUUACCUACUAAAAAUAAGAUAGCUAUAGUUUUUUCUGCUUGUAAAAGUCCAUUGAAAUGAUCGACCCUAAUUUGCAAUACUUUUCCCAUGAAGUUUUAAGUGUGAAAGAAUGGUAAUUUACUGGAUAUGUCUGGGGUGGGAUAGUUUGUUGGGUAGGGUUUUGUUUUAGUUUUUUUUUCCUUCUCUUUAACCUUUAAUAGGCUUCCGACAAGAGUACAGUUGUUGUUUCAGAACAAAUUAUUUUUUGACAUGCAUUUCCUGUUUUCUUCACAGUAUUAGAGAGUGAAAUAAAAAAUGUACACUGAUUUGAACUUCUCUGGCAUAAUUACUCUCUUGAGAAUUUUUUUUAAAAUUUAAAUUACCAUCAUACAACCCUUUUUACAGUAAAACCAGCAUUUGUUCUCUUACCAAACCCCAUGCCAAAUUCAUCAUUUAAAAAAGCUCAGCAUAAGUAAUUCACAUAGCACUCAUAAUUUUUUGGGAGGGGAGAGGGGAGAACUUAGUAAAUAUUCCAAGCGGUCGUUUUAUGCACAAGGCUUCAGUCAGAACAUAGAAAAAAAAAAAAACAUUCUGUGAAUGAAAUAUUGUAUGUUCAGAUUUUAUAAAAAGACAUUUUUAAAAGCCCAAUUUACAGCCGUAUAUUUUCUUAUGAUGUAAUUUAUGAAAAAGAUGUCUGUACUAACAGGUGCUGUAACACUACUGUUGUUGGAUUUUAUUGUUUGGUGAUAAAUGUAUGCAAUAUUUCUAGGGGAAACUACUGUGAUGUAAAAGUCUGGGCAAAAUGUAUAUAAUCCUUGUAUAUAAUUGUGUAUUUGAUUAUAAUUACUGAUUGUAAAGAUUUAAUAAAACAUGUAAAUAUUC
Trichechus manatus latirostris (Florida manatee) is the source of this 10447-nucleotide messenger RNA. RefSeq names its product ER degradation enhancing alpha-mannosidase like protein 3 (gene EDEM3). Gene Ontology annotation, cellular component: endoplasmic reticulum; membrane. Gene Ontology annotation, molecular function: calcium ion binding; mannosyl-oligosaccharide 1,2-alpha-mannosidase activity. Gene Ontology annotation, biological process: endoplasmic reticulum mannose trimming; mannose trimming involved in glycoprotein ERAD pathway; carbohydrate metabolic process. The record is from RefSeq and is a predicted model, not a curated record. NCBI's taxonomy places the organism in Eukaryota, Metazoa, Chordata, Mammalia, Sirenia, Trichechidae. The transcript is spliced from 19 exons. Bases 4317 to 6896 code for a protein of 859 amino acids.